Eremomyces bilateralis CBS 781.70 is the source of this 3346-nucleotide messenger RNA. RefSeq lists its product as uncharacterized. Lineage: Eukaryota; Fungi; Ascomycota; Dothideomycetes; Eremomycetales; Eremomycetaceae. The record is from RefSeq and is a predicted model, not a curated record. Gene Ontology annotation, molecular function: structural constituent of nuclear pore. The coding region runs from base 132 to 3098 and encodes 988 amino acids. The transcript is spliced from 5 exons. Gene Ontology annotation, biological process: regulation of DNA-templated transcription; protein import into nucleus; post-transcriptional tethering of RNA polymerase II gene DNA at nuclear periphery. Gene Ontology annotation, cellular component: nuclear pore outer ring; nuclear pore.
CCUCUUGAAGCUCAUAACGUUCAACUAUUAUCGAUCAGGAUGAGCUCAGCCGCCUAAAUCUGACGUUGGCCAGCUCACGUCCUCUAUGCCCAAGGUAGUGGUUAACGUUCCACAUCUUCAAGCUCGUUGAAAUGGCAGCUUUCAAUCUCCGGUCCGCGCCUUCACGGAACCUAGGUCUUCGUGAUCAACGUGGUCAUCCCCUACGCCAGGUAUCCCAAGAAGCACCACCCGCCGCUCCCGCGCAAUCGAACGAGGAAUACCUCCGAUCUUUCCGUACCGCCGUGGAUCGAAUCAGUGAUGAAGUGGAAGCCUUCGCGGAGCAGGUAGAUGUGUGGACCACGGACUUUCUUCGUCACAAAGAUGUCCCGGAGGAACGUCGGAAGGAGUUGCACUUCAAGAAUACUCUGCGCUUGCUCAACACCUUGAGCGACAUCGCCGACAAGAGCGCGCAAAAGAGGAUCCAGGAGUCAGGUGGCGCGCUACGAUUCUCGGGUAGUUUCCAGCUCGACCCUAAUGGGAAGGAAAUUCCCAAGUUGGACAAUCCGCAGACCUUCCUCGAGUCGUCCGAUACAUGGAAAUUGGUGCAGCGACUCUACAAAUUCCAGUUCGAGUUCCAGGGAGCCUUGAAACAGCGGAUUGAGGAGCAGGAGGCCCAACGCACACCGAGCAUCACGUCCCCGCAAGAUGUGUCCACGGAAUCGAAGCGAAUUUGGGAGGAGUUUCUGGCCUCGGAGGCCUCCGCCCGGGAGCGUUGUGAGAUUCUGGCAUGGUUGGAGGGCAAGUCUGGCGUGACUGAGGACAAGCUUGAGGAGAAAAUGCAACAGUUGGAAAUCCAAUCGGGAACAAACGGCACCUGGUCCGGGGGAUGGAUGAAUUCCCGAGCGGAAGUUAAGAACGCAAAGCGGUUUCGCAACGUGGAUGGGCCGCUCAGCGAGGACGGGCCGAUUAUCCGCGCAAACGAUGGAAUCGCGACGCUGGUUUCGCAUCUUGAUCCCGAUGCGCCCUCCCGGGAGUUACGACAGGUUGCGAAGGAGGAUUCACAUCGAGAAAUGGCACACUGGGGCCGUUGCUAUCAAAUGCUCCGCACCCGAUCCGCCGAGGAGACGGUCGAGGAGUUCUGUAAGGACAGGCAGGAAUCAUGGCGUGCCGCAACGCUGGGCGUCUUUUCAUCGGCCCCCGAGCAACGCGUGUGCAUCCCCGGUGCCGACUGUGGCGCCCUGUUCCGACGAAUGUGCUACUCUGCUGCCCGAAACCCCAAGGCCGAUCGCUACGAACAAGCGUGCUACGGCCUUCUUGGGGGAUAUAUUCCCGCUGUGGAUGCCGUUGCCGAGGACCGCGAUGAUUACCGAUAUGCAAGGGUGAACGCGGAACUGAUCUGGCAGUUUGAUGCCUAUGUUCGUUCAAAACACCCGGAGUUGAUACCUCGAACGAUCGAUCGAUUCGACGCGGGCGUACCAGAUGCCGGCUCUGAGGCUCUAUUUUCUCUGGCGCAUAAAUGGGGGCAACGAUCACCCGCACAGAGUGUCCAAGAUGUUUUCAUGGAGAAUCGAUUCUUGAACCUGACCACGUUUCUGGGCGCGUUCCUAAGCAAGCACGAGACGCAGGCGGACGGAGUCCCUGCCGAUUUACGUUCUAGAAUGGAGGCUCCGGAUAUUCCUGUCGCCCAGGACGACCCGAAAUGGAGUUUCCCUUUCAAGCUUGACCCCUUGCUUAAUGACGAGAACGUUCUUCGACUGGUCACCCAUCUAGUCCUUAUCUACGACAGCUUCCGCUGGUGUUCACCGACAUCCGCGGAUGACUCGAUAUCUCGGUCCCCAAACGCGGGGGAACCACUUGCCACGCUUCACCGGAACAUCAUCCUGCAUUACAUAAAUUUCCUCCAGCGCGCAGGCAAGUUCGAGCUCAUCCCUACCUAUGCGGCUCACCUGGGGCACGAGAUAGGCCCCAGGCGUAUCGCCCCGGAGCUUCUACAGAUCACGAGCACCGAUGAGAAGAGGAUGAUUGUCAACUUGCUGGAAGAGAACGACUUGAGCAUGAAAAAUCUCCUGGAAGGCCUGUUCGUAUGGGCGUUAGAGACAAGUUCUCUGGGCAACGACAACCCGGCGCAGCCUCGUUUCCGAAUGAUAAUCGACAAAUGGGACGGCAAACGGUAUCCCGACAUUCUCAGAGAUCGAUUCGGCGAGCUCCCGCCGUCCGCACCGCUGGAGGAGACCAUCCCCGACGACGAGGCCAUGAUCCUUCGUGCCAUGGAGUGGGUCUUGCUCGUCGACGGGCAUUGGGAGACAUCGUUCGUCGUGCUGUCGCUGGCAAUGGUCGGGUUUCUCCGCAGCGGCAAGUAUUACGCGGCGAAGGCGCUCCUCGACGUCGCGUCGUUCAAGGACGUGUCGGAGCAGAAGACGCCGUACUAUUUUAAGCACUCGUUCAACCUGGCGGAUGACGGACUUCCAGCCGAAGCGGAGGACAUUAUCCAUGUGAACAGCGAGGGGCAAGAUUCCUGCGCGAACAUUAUGAUCGAGCAAGCUCAAGCGUUUAUCGAUAUGGAAGCGCUUGUGCGUGCGAUCAGCGCCAUCGAGACAUGGGCGGAGUUCGUCGCCUUGCAUCGGCCUGGGGACGGCACGCUUGCAGCCUUUUCGCCUGAUAACCGAGCUGUAGCCAGAGACAUCAUGGACGAUCUCCAGCAAGCAAUGCAACCUCUCCUCCAUGACGAGUUCUUACUCGACCUAGUCAACUUCGAGGCCCCCGAAUAUCACAACCUCCAAACCGCCCUCACCUCCGUCCGCCGCGCCUACCUUCCCGAAGUCAUCCUCGCCUACCUCGCCUGCCUCAGCGUCGCCACCACCGUCACGGGGCGCGACUACAUCUCCGUCGCCUACGAGGUCGCGCGCGACAUCGCGCGGAAGAGCGGGGCACUCGUUGCGGACGCGUUCGUGGCGGCCGGGCGCAUGGAGGAGCUGGUCACGUCGAUGGCGCUGGCGAGUCGGGUGCUGUUGGGGCAGUUGCAGGAGUGUGGGGAUGAUAAGCGGGCGAAGGCGGCGCUGAAGAAGAAGAGAUGGCAGGAGGAGGCGUGGCGGAUUUGGGAUAUCGGUAGGUUGAAAUGAGCGGUGCAACGCCGGCAAAUCUCUACCACAGCUACGUCGUUAUCAGGACUUUAGAAGCUUUGUUUUUUGUUAGGAUACCGCUUCGGCCGUAAUUGCAUCGUUCUCAGGCGUCCAUGGAAGCAUUGUGUCGAAUUGGGACACCGCGAUGCAGGGAAGAAGCUAAACAAUCAAAAGGUUCUAGAGCCAAUUCCUUGCUUGGUGAAAUUUAUAAAGUCGAACUAUCCCAACAGAAGAUAUAUAAUAUACUC